UUUAAGAUGGCCGCGCCCAUGCACAAAUAAGUUUAUUUCGGAAACAUUGCAUUUAAUAUUGUGUCAGAACAUUUUAAUUGCCUUUACAUCGCACAACACAUAAUAUUAAGAUUUAUCCAAAAUGGAAACUUCAGAACAAUCCUGUGAAAUUUCCGACAGUAGUGGAACAAUCACUGAUUUGCCUGAGGAAAUUCUGGAGUUCAUUUUUAUGAAGUUGUCACCCUACAAAGACCUUAAAUCUGCUAGUUUAGUGUGUACACUGUGGCACAGAUUAGUUUCAGUUGUUCAGAGAAAGCUGAAGAGCUACUAUGAGCAGUGUGUGUUUACCUCAAACCUUGAGUGGUCUGUCAUUCGGCCUGAACCAGGUUGCAGAGUCACUGAAAGGUAUUCCCACAGCUGUUGUUACUUCGACAAAAGUCUGUACGUAUUUGGAGGGUGUACGGCCACCAAUACAACAUUGAAUGACCUCUGGAGGUUUGACCUUGCUAAUAGGGAGUGGAUUAGGCCCUUGGCCAGUGGUACAUACCCGUUCCCAAAAGCCUGUGCUACAAUGGUGGUAUACAAGGACAGUCUGAUUCUGUUUGGAGGUUGGAGUCACCCCACCCCCUUCCCAUUACACCAGGCAGCGAGAUUCUUCUCAGAGCUACAUGUCUAUAAACCGUCCCUGAAUCGGUGGACCCAUCUCACCACUCUGUCCCACCAGAGUCCCCAACCAUUGGCUGGACAUUCUGCGUCUGUCGUUAGAGAUACCAUGGUGGUGUUUGGAGGCUCACAGGUUCCCGGUGUUCGAAUAAAUGAGCUGUGGAUGUUUGAUUUUAAAACGAGCGAGUGGCGAUUUCAACGGGUCAAGGGACGGCUUCCUGAACCAAGAUAUGGACAUACACAGGUGACCCUGGAUGACAGUCAUGUGCUGAUCCUGGGGGGCAAGGGCGGAGGAACGGGACAAGUCAUUCCCAAUGUGGUAUUCAAAGAUUGCUGGCUUCUGACCAUUGGUGAUAAUUCAGAGUGUAAAUGGGAAGAAGUGAGUGUUGAAAAUGAGGACCAAGGACCACCCCAACUCUGGUGCCAUUCUGCUUGCAAGAUAGGAAAUAUGAUAGUGACUGUCUGUAGGCCUUCAAAAGUCCCAGAAUCCUUAACAAAACCGCAAAGAAGUCCCAAAAUAUCAGUGAAGCAGAAAAAUGUUUGGAUCCCUCCUAGGGAAGACCAAAUUAACCCACCAGCCAAUCAGAACUCAGAAAAUACCUCUGAAGAAGAUAUGGACCAAUCAGGAGCCUCUGGUUGCCCACGUGAUGAUGCAUCAUCCAAUGAAAACCCUUUAUUUGAAAAUUUGAAUAGUGCUGACCAGUCAGAGCAAUCAAGUGAUUCUCUUAACCAAAUUAGGGAAAAUGGAAACACAACAUUUAAUAUAAGGCCAGGAUUACCAAGUGUUAGACCAAAUGCAAUGAAGAAUAGACAAAAACAGUUAGAAGCUUUGUUGAAAUACGAGAAAAAAUUCCGUCACUCAGAAAAUUCAGGACCCUCCGCUAAUCUCAAUGAACAAAAACCAAGUAUGUCUCAAACACCAAGUAGCAACCAAAAUAAGCCAACAAAAUCUGUAAACCCUGCGUCUUUAAUGGUUCUUCAUGUCUUAGACAUUUCAAAGGUAUUGGAGACAAAAACUGUGCAAUGGCAGAAAUUGAACUUUGACCAUCUGGCUGGGUCUUCCCCGGAGACAUUGUUUUAUUCACUGGUCGAGGGUCGGGGAGAAAUUCUCAUGUUUGGUGGCAUUGAAAAGGACAUUCAUUCCCUACAGAGAGGGUUCGGGAUAAAAUCCCAUACAGUGAGAAGCUCACUAUAUGUUUUGUCCCCUGUGAAACAGUUACUGUAACUGAUUUGGGAGAAUGUUUUGUUUUUUACUUCUUGGCAUUUAAUGAUGUUGUUUUGCAUGUGGUUUAGUUAAGUAGAUGUGAUACAUGUUGGCUAUUUUAAUGAAAAGACACCUGGACUUAGAGAUUAAUUCAAUCUGGGAAUUUCAUGUCUGGUUUAAAUCACUUAAAAGAUGUUAACGUAAUAAAUUACAAUUGAAUGACAUACUAUUUUGUAUUAGGACAUCAUUGGAACAUCACAACAUGAUACUUACUGUGAAAUCAUUAAUGUUCGUGGGCAUGAAAUUUCGUGGUUUGCCGAAAAAAAACAAUUUCGUGGGUACUUGAAUUCGUGGAUUUUCUUUUUUGAAAAAAAAAUAAAUCGAAGAUGCGAUCGUCCUAGAUCGUCUGCAUAAUAUCCACGCGCUGGCCCGUGAUUUCUGUCUUCUACGUCACUCGGUUUAUGACACUCGUUAAUGUGGUACGACAUGCCAAUUAGUGCAUAUACCCAUGUCACUUAUCGAUUUAAUUGGGAAUAAAGGUAAUAAAAGAAGAUGUACCCUGAUCAUAAAUACAGAUAGGGGAAGCCAUUGAAUGCCAAUUAAGAAUUUUGCAAACUGUGAAAACACCGAAAAGGUGCUUAUAUUGUCACGUUCGGUGCUUAGUAACCUUCAAUAUACUAGUAAUUGAUUAAUUAUUUUAUUAAAUAAAAAAAAUCGAGUAUGGACACUCAUCACGCACAUCUUGUAAACUUGGAUAAUCUUGUAAACUUGGAUAUUUUCAUUAACAGCACACGUUUAAACACGUGCUUAUAACUGUCAUUUGCUGCAUAAAACACAUUUAAUUGAUUUGGUUCGUUAUUAUUUGUUAAAGGCAGUUAUAAUAUAUUAACAGAAUAAUGAUCGUAAGUUAUACAGUGAGACAGGUUUUAACACUGUAUACUGACACCUCUGUAAAGAAUAUACUAGAGUAUGUACGUAAAAAGGCAAUUGAAAAAGUGAAUAAAGGGUUUAUAUUUCGUGGGAUCUUGAAUUCGUGGAUCACCCAACCCACGAAAACCACGAACAUUAAUGCCCCACGAACAUUAAUGAUUUCACAGUAUCAUAGUUUAAGUUUAGUAGAGUGGAAUGCUUUAGCUUAAGCACUCCACGAAAACCAUUUAAAUUACUACGACUUAAAUUGUUACUGCAUAUAAUUUUAUGCCACCACAAAAAUGGUUGCAUGAAGAUUUGCUCUCGUCCAUCCGUACGUCCAUAAGUCUAUAAGCUCGGGCCAACUUAGGGUGGUUUAGGGAAUGAGUUCAUUAGUGUUAGGAGUUUAUUUGUUAUGUUUUCUUUUGAAAAACCCAUAAAAAUACAUGUUUUAGGUGCUUUUUAUGUUAAAGAAGGAAAAACCACAUACACAAGAAAUGUUGAAACGUCCAUGUAUUCGUCCGUCCAUAAUUCCAUUCUUAAGUAUUAUGCGAACUUGUGUCACUCAAAACUCCAAAACCACAUAACCUGGAGUCAUGAAACCUUAGGGAAAUAUUAAGUGAUUAAGUUGUGCACCUGGGAUUUGCUUCCCGCUGCACUUAGUUAAAUCAGAGUUAUGGCCAUUGAAUGAGCUAAAAUUGGCAUAUCUGGUCUUGUGUUGCCACAAAACAACUCCAAAAUUGUUUCACCAAGAGUCAACAAACCUUUGGGAAAUGUUAAUUAGAUGAUGAAGUUGUGUACCUGGGAUUUCGUUUCCCACUGCACUUAGUUUUUGAACACAUAAUUUGGAUGCACGUUUAUAGAGAAUAGAAUAGAAAAAAUAAUGGCCCUUGCUUUCUUACGGACACAUAUCUAGUUCAUAUUAAAAAAACCUUGACAUAUAUGACUUAUUUACAGUGUUAAAAUAUAAUUCUGGAGAACGGAACAAUUUAAUUUCUCCCUUUAACAGUCUUGUAUGGUUCAAACAGUUUGAAUCAUUCAUGUGUUAUAGCCCUUUAAAAAUAGAAUUACCUAAAAUUGGUAUUGUCCAAUCAUUAACUUUUGACGCCAUUAUCAAAUCAUCACCAAAUUAGGUCAGAGUGUGUAUGGCUAGAUUUUCUUGGUCAGGUUCAUUCACCAGCUACAUGUAUGUAACCUCAGUCACUCAAGAGUUAUGACCCUUGAAUGGCAAGAAACAUAUUUAUCGGGUCUGCUCUCUCAAUUUGGCUUUACCUACAACCACAUAUCACCAAAUUUGUUGUCCUUUAAUAAGCACACACAUAUUUUGUGACAGUUGGCGCUUCUGUUUCACGUAAACUCAUUAUAUUGCUUAAUUAUUGCUUAAGUCUGGAUGUUUUUGAAAACCACACACAAUGUUAUAAUUUAAUGUACACACAAUGCUAUAAUUUAAUGCAUUGCAUAAUUUUGUUUUGUUAGAAAUUUUACAUGUUUAAACACAUUUGAUUUCAAUAAAAUUAUAUACUUGAAUCCA
Molecule: messenger RNA, 4286 nt
Organism: Mya arenaria
Lineage: Eukaryota; Metazoa; Mollusca; Bivalvia; Myida; Myidae
Product: F-box only protein 42-like
Exons: 9
Coding region: 122-1867 (581 amino acids)
Molecular function (GO): protein binding
Source: RefSeq, a predicted model, not a curated record